Messenger RNA from Amoebophrya sp. A120, 3987 nucleotides. Lineage: Eukaryota; Dinophyceae; Syndiniales; Amoebophryaceae. The record is from the annotation of a GenBank genome assembly.
GGUAAACAGAAAGCAGAAUAAUCAAUGAUAUCGCGGCGAGAAAUUGGACUUUUUUGACAGACUUUCAUCUUACUGUGGAUCUCGACGAAAAAAUGGCUCAGCUAAAACCCGUUGACGCAGAGCGGAAACAGAAGUUUCCAUCUCUUUACGGCAAAGAAAGCGCCGCCGCUAUCAUAGAACGAAAGGAGCUGGAAAGUCUAGACGUAUCAAAUUGAUGACAAGCGUUUAAGUUUUUUCUGCCUAUUUUCUUCUAGUUGUCGUUCAGGUUUUGAGUUCGCUUGUUCUGAUGUUUGAGAUGAUUAGCCAUUGAUAUCCUUGACUCUAUCAGGUCGAACCGGGCCCAGGGGCUUAUUUCGGCCCCGACUCGAGCGGAUUCAACGCGUUGGGCAACCAGAGGUUUUCACGAUGUAGGUCUGAGCCCUCCGUGAAAUUCGCACAAACAGGCUGGCACGAAUGGCGUGGGGUCUUUGUAACGAAGCAACACCGGCCGGCGAAGGCCGGUGACGACGUGCCGGGGGCAGGAACGUACUGAAUUUUCCUUCAUGUGUUGAUGUUGUCUUCACCAGCCAGUCUCCGGCUCUGAAAGCAAGAGACAGGAUGAAAAAUCGAGUUUAUUUACGUCACGAACGGGAACCGGAUCCGGAACAUCAACAUGUAUGUGCUUGAGCAUCUACAACAUCAUAUAAUUCACCUACCAUGUGAUUGUCAACCGCUCGAGUACUACAACAACUCAAUCGAUUUUUCUUUCACUUUCAAGAAUCACGUAUCACGAUAGGUAUUUCGACAGCAUCGACCAGUUGAGCACGAUGAACGUAGAAAGCGGUGUCGAAAUGCCGAAAGCGCAGCGAUUUCCGAAAAAGGCAUACUCAAGUGCGUCACCGGGCCCAGCGUACGACAUUCGAGGAAAGCAUCAGAAAGACGUCACGACGAUAACGAGGUACAGAGCAGUGUCUUCGCAUUGCUUGUAAUUGUAUCAUGUGAACGUAGGUGAGUUCAAUCAUGUUCAUGGAAUUGCAGCAGUGGAAUGGGAUUAUUAGGUCACAGACGUGCAACAAGUAGGGCGUCGUGCAAGUGCGCUCGGGGAAAGUAAUCUGGUUUAUCCGAAAUGACUUAAAUCUACCUCUACUUCAGGAAAAACAACGCCCAGAGAUUCGGGAAGGCAGAGCGAUUUGAUAUGAGCACAAAGAAGGACAGCAUAUCCGGGAAUAUCGGGCCAGGACAAUACGAUCGCAAGGACACUGCCAUCAAGCUAGGUAUACUCGUUGACACUCCACAGUUCUUGCAAAUUCAUCUCUACCACCUUCUUCAAUUACGCAAGUUCAUUCUCUGACUUGACAUCAGUGUCGCUUAUCAGCGUUGCUUAGUGCGUCUUGCAUAUCGUUUCGCAUCGACUCUCAAAAAUGUUAUUUGAUGCAUUCAUUGCUAAUAUGAUGUACAGACUACGCAUCGGCAAAGUCAUUUGGACUGGGGUUAUGAACUGCAAAAGUGUCUGGGUCUGGAAGAAUGCAACUUGUGAUGCUGAAUUUGGAUUCCAAAAAAAUCUGUAUUGCACGAGUACCGAAAGGAAUGUAAUUUUUGCUACGCGGACAGGGCAUUUGUCAUGCGGAAUAGGCAUCGCGAAGCCCUCAAAAAAUCUGUGAUGCUAGGGCAUGCAUCACAGACAUCAUGGCCAAUGCAAAACAUGCAUGACAAGUCUCAGAAUCUUCCAGACCCAGACAGUUUUACAUUUGAUAGGGGUUCGAAGCAUACCAGCGCGUGGUGUGUCCCGGGUGGGAGAAGGUGGGACUGGGUAUUGUGAGGCAAAAUCCCCCCUUCCCAUAUCGAAACGAAGUUUCUGAUGCUGGAUUUGCGUACACAAAUCAGAUUGGUCUUGCAGAAAGUGCUUGGCGGCAUUUUCUAAGCCUGUCUUGGCAUGCAGAAGGCUAGCAAUUGCGCAUGGCAAACAGGUUUGCAGUAGUCGAAAGCGCAUGACAGACUUGCUCUGGAAUGCGUCAAAUGGCUCCUAUUGCCCUACAUGCAAGACAAAGAUGAUUUGUGGCCGCAAAUUAGCAUCACAAAUUAUAUCCGUUUUGAUAUGGGGAGGGGGGAUUUUUCAUUUUGAUACAGGGAAAGGAAUCCAAGGGACCAGGACCACCACUGUGGAGAGAUCCGCUGAACGGUAUGCCUUUUUACAUAGUGUUGAACGUAAAGCAAGGCUGCUUAUUAUGCUGUGAUGAAUGAAAUCAAUGAAUAGAUAGAACCUGUUGGUAGUUGUACGUAGGAAAUCUUUCGCGUUUCCCAUGUAAAAUAAAAUGUACCGAGCAAGGAACAAUUAUGACAUACGCAAACAACAGCAAAAGACGUGAAGACGCACCUGAUCCCCAAGGCUAACCGGUGGGGUCCGCGGAAAAAGAGCGACGAGGUGCCCGGGCUAUCAAAUGCAAAAAUGUCUGGGUCUGGAAGAUUGCGAAAUUUGUCAUGCUUGUCUGGCAUGACCAAAAAGUUUGUGAUGCGUGCCCAAGAAGAGACGCUUUCGCCUGUCAUGCAAAAACGCAGUUUGUCAUGCGAAAAACGCAACAGAAAGUGAAAGAAGCGCGCAUAUUUCUCAUGCUUGGCUGUGCAUUACAGAGCAUUCAUCAUUCCCAACGCAGCACUACAAGUUUCCAGACCCAGACAUUUUUGCAAUCCAUACUGGCCUGGGAUGUACGACCGCGGCGAGCAGGACUGCAGCAAAGUUACGCUGGAGGGCUGCAGCCUGGCCCAGGUGCCAAACCCAACCUCGAUCAAGUUCGGCUAUCAAAUGUAAAAAUGUCUGGGUCUGGAAGGGUCCAAGGUUUGUCAUGCACAUUUUGCAUGACUCCUGAUGUCUGUGAUGCAUGCCCUAGAAUCACAGAUUUUGUGAGGGCUUCCUGAUGCCUAUACCGCAUGACAAAUGCUCUUUCCGUGUAGCAAAAUUUGGACUCUCUUCGCUGCUCAUGCAAUACAGAUUUUUUUAGAAUCCAAAUGCAGCAUCACAAGUUCCAACUUUCCAGACCCAGACAUUUUUGCAAUCCAUAUCGGCAAGCCCAGCACGAAACCCCGUUUCCGACAAAAAUUGCUCCUGCAGUGCAACUAUGCAUUGCAAAAUUAUCGUACUAGUAUAAAUUGCAUCACAAAUUUUUUCAAGAAGAAAAAUGGAAUUUGUAAUGCUGAUUUACCCAAAAAGGGAUAUUUGUCAUGCAUGAUAGCAAUUACUACGAGUACGAUACUUUUGCACAGGAUAGCAACAACGCCGGAUGGGGCUAUUUUUAGUUGCGGAGUUCUUGCUUUUUUCAAGUUGGUGUGCUUUGAUUUCAAUCUGAACGCGAUAACAUCAACGACUUGUUGCCGCCAGAAAAAGGCCAAUGUCUUUUAGAAAUGCAAAAUUAUAAAUUUUACAGUAAAUGCUCUUGUGGUGCUUUUUCUUUUUGUGAGCCAACGAAGGCUGCACGCCAGCGAUCUCCGUAUGCUGACGAAGGUGGAGCUUGUUGCAAGCUGUAAUGUUGUCAAAGCAACAUCGUCGGCAUGGAGAUGAUCAUCAUUGGCCGGGACAAGUGCAAGACAGUAGAGCGGCUUUUACUUUAUUCAAAAACACAUUAUUCAAUCUCAAUGAACAACAAACUCUCCGUUUCCUUUUUCCUUUUAUCUAUCGCUAUCGCAGAACCGAAUCCGAAAUGUUUAAGUGUAAGUGAACUCCUGAAGAUGAUCCAUCAACAAGAACUUGUAAGAAAUAUGGUACAUCAUCGAAACCUGUAGGGUCUUCCUCUUCCCCGUUCCGAGGUAGGGACUCUGCUGGUUGAUGUGGAUGGCAACAGCACGGCUCGCAUUUUUCAAACAAAAACUGUACAUAGGAUUGUGGUGUAACAAAAUACACGGGGAUGAAACCUGUAUACUAAAGAAGGAAGAUACGACUGCACAGCUCUUAUUUGUGCGGUUGCACUGGGCUAGAAACACGAUGUCCCCUUCGGCUGGCGUGGUCGCUGAAACGAG